AUGCGCUCCGUUCAGUACAUCUCCCUGGCGGGCGCCUUUGCCGCCGCCACGGUUUCUGCAGGCGUUGUCACUGUCCCCUUUGAGAAGCGAAAUCUCAGCCCUGAUGUUACUCCAUCACUGCUGCGUCGCGAUGGCAGCGUGAGCCUUGACGCCAUCAACAACCUCACUGGAGGCGGCUACUAUGCCCAGUUCAGCGUUGGCACGCCGCCCCAGAAGCUGAGUUUCCUUCUCGACACCGGCAGCAGUGAUACCUGGGUCAACUCAGUCACUGCGGACCUCUGCACAGACGAAAUCACCCAGCAGGAGGUUGGAGAAUACUGUUUCAAACAGUUCAACCCAAGGAGGAGUAGUACUUAUAAGUCGAGCACUGAAGUCUUCGACAUCACCUACCUUGAUGGCCGCAGGAUACGGGGCAACUACUUCAAAGAUACUGUUACUAUCAACAACGCGAACAUCACGGGCCAGCAGCUUGGCCUAGCCUUGCAGUCGGUCCGCGGCACAGGCAUCCUCGGCUUGGGAUUCCGGGACAACGAAGCCUCCGACACCAAGUAUCCCACCGUCGUUGAGAACUUGGUAUCCCAGAAGGUCAUUCCAUUCCCGGCAUUCAGCCUCUACCUCAACGACCUGCAGACCAGCCAGGGCGUCCUUCUCUUUGGUGGUGUCGAUACCGACAAGUUCCACGGCGGCAUCGCUACUCUGCCCCUUCAGUCGCUGCCGCCAUCCAUUGCCACGACCCAGGAUAUUGUCAUGUACGCCAUCAAUCUGGAUGGCUUCUCGGCGUCCGAUGUCGAUACCCCCGACGUCAGCGCCAAAGCCGUUCUCGACUCGGGCUCAACAAUCACUCUUCUCCCAGAUGCUGUCGUACAGGAAAUCUUUGACAAGUACGACGUCCUCAGCAUCCAGGGACUUGCCGUUCCCUUUGUUGAUUGCGCCAAAGCAAACACCAAAGAUGCUUCCUUUAACUUUGAGUUCCGGGGCAAGACGAUCAAGGUGCCCAUUGACGAAAUGGUUCUGAACAACCUCGCCGCGGCUUCAGACCAACUCAUGUCGGAUCCCACUUUGAGCAAGUACUUCGGCGAUUGGAGCGGAGUGUGCACUUUCGGCAUCAGCUCGACCAAGACCUUCGGCAUCAAUUCCGACGAGUUCGUCUUGCUGGGAGACACCUUCUUGCGGUCCGCUUAUGUCGUCUACGACCUGCAGAACAAGCAGAUUGGCAUCGCCCAGGCGACCCUCAACUCGACCAGCAGCUCCAUUGUCGAGUUCAAGGCGGGCGCCAAGACAAUUCCCGGCCCUGCUUCCACGGGCGACGACUCCGACGACUCUGAUGAUUCGGAUGAUUCAAAUUCCGCCGGUGUUGCUAUCCAUCCCACUGUUUCUAUUGCUCUGGCAGGCACCUUGUUUAUGGCUGUUUCCAUGAUGAUGAGUGCGCUAUAG
Trichoderma citrinoviride is the source of this 1434-nucleotide messenger RNA. RefSeq names its product acid protease. Gene Ontology annotation, biological process: proteolysis. Gene Ontology annotation, molecular function: aspartic-type endopeptidase activity. The coding region runs from base 1 to 1434 and encodes 477 amino acids. Lineage: Eukaryota; Fungi; Ascomycota; Sordariomycetes; Hypocreales; Hypocreaceae. The record is from RefSeq and is a predicted model, not a curated record. The transcript has 3 exons.